UUUCAUUCUCAAGCUAAUCAUCAGCUUUAUAUCAAAGAGUUUCCUUUAUUCUUGUGGGUAGACCCAGAGAUUUGCCGGGAAUCGAUUCGUUUUGAGAGAAUCAUUUCAUAUUUACCGCUGGGCCCAUAAAAUGUAUUCUUUCCGGGCUCUUUAUCAAUUUUUGUAAUAUGAAUAACAAUCAGGAGCCAUCUUAUGUGUUUUCUGCCUUUGAGAAGAUCAGCGACGAUGAAAGCGACGACCAUGACAAUAAUAACGAUGAAAUAGAGGGGAAUAACAGCGGAAUCGGCAACUCAAUAGAAGAACUAAGUGAUGAGGAGCCACAGGAUGACGUGAUUCGGAAUUUUAACAUACUCAAGAACAUAAAGUUCAACACUGGAGAUUCCUCAAAGAGGGAUUCUGGCAAUGGAGAUAUUGCUCAUGGCUCCAAAUACCUGAUAGAGUACCUAAAGUACCACCCAGACAAAAGGGCCGGACUAGAUUCCAUCAAGGACGAGUAUACCAGGAAGAAGAGGUACGAGGAGAUAUUCCCGGAAAUGGAACUGACAAAGAGGUUGAGGAUGCUAGACACAACUCAAAUCGCAAUAGAAUCAUUCGCAAACCUGGUAAUGAAAUAUUCUUACCCACCAGGUCCACUUUUACAGCUCAUGUACGACGUUUUCAUAACCCUCCCAGUACCCUCAUUUGAUACCAGAUUGGGCAUAUUCUACGUAUAUAACCAUCUGAUUCAGCUCUUCACCAAUGUCUCAAUGUGGAGUCACCCUAUAUCGUUUACGGACGCUGGUUUAAACCGAUUUUGCAUUCCUGCAAUCGUUUACACAAACAGCAUACAGUGUGGAAAUAUUCAUCGCAUCUGCAACUGUAUCAAUAUCUGGAAACAACGCAGUAUCUAUCCUGUGGAUGUCUGCGAGAAACUAGAAAAUAUGGCUGCAAGCAGUUCAGUCGUAACUGAACGUCACAGCAACUUUACCAUUGGUGAAGAGCUGGGAGAUCUCAAGGUCCUGUACAAUAUAUUGAAUAUGCCUCUCGUUGACAAGGCUUACAACGAGGCAAUCGCAAACUGUGAUGUAGAAGGCAUCAUUACUCCUGGCGAGGAUACCAAGCAUUUGGAUGUCGCCUUGGAGAGUAACAAAGAUUUCCUGUUUAACCAAGCUAGCAGACUCUCUGGGCAAGAACUCAUAAUCCUUCACAGCGCUUCUCUCGACCUCGCAGCUCUGAUUGAGGAGAAUGAUUACAACUUUACCUUGCUCCAAAAGGAAAUUGACAAGCUUGCAGCAUUGUUGGAUGGCAAAUAAGUCACUUGUUUUACUCACUCC
Molecule: messenger RNA, 1313 nt
Organism: Theileria equi strain WA
Lineage: Eukaryota; Apicomplexa; Aconoidasida; Piroplasmida; Theileriidae
Exons: 1
Coding region: 168-1292 (374 amino acids)
Source: RefSeq, a predicted model, not a curated record